Syngnathoides biaculeatus (alligator pipefish) is the source of this 4089-nucleotide messenger RNA. It is a transcript of the gene rp9, whose product is annotated as RP9 pre-mRNA splicing factor. Lineage: Eukaryota; Metazoa; Chordata; Actinopteri; Syngnathiformes; Syngnathidae. Gene Ontology annotation, biological process: RNA splicing. The record is from RefSeq and is a predicted model, not a curated record. Bases 197 to 835 code for a protein of 212 amino acids. The transcript has 6 exons.
GUCUCCGUCUGAGGGCGCUGGACUUAGGAGAGCAGCUCAGCUCGGCUCACCGGAAGUGCUGCACAACAUCGCUGCGAUGCUGGCGUCGACUUAGCCAAACAGUUGUUAGCUCCUUCAUACUUCACCUAAAGUUGCUCGAAACGCAUUUAUUCGCCAUUAUUAUUAAUCUUGUGUGUUUAACAAGCGUUGCCACAAAAUGUCGGGCAGGAAGAGGUCGAGGGAGAAAGACGAGCGGCGCGAGCACAAGCGACACAAGUCGACGUCCAAGGAGGACGACGAGAAGCUCAAAAGUCAGAUGAAGAGACUCAACCAGCAAGUCCAAAACCUCAAACACAUCGAAACUUUCUAUGAAAAGCCCCCGCCUGGAUACAUUAAGGAGCACGAGGAGAAACCCGAGGACUGCAUCCCCGCCGAGCCGGGAAACGAGGACGCGCGGACUUUUCUGGCCAACGCGCCCACGAAGGGCCUGUGGAUGCCGUUGGGCAAGGAGGUGAAGGUGAUGCAGUGUUGGCGGUGCAAACGCUACGGCCAUCGCACGGGAGACCGGGAGUGCCCGUUUUUCAUCAAAGGCAACCAGAAACUGGAACAGUUCCGCGUGGCCCACGAAGACCCCAUGUACGACCUGAUCCGGGAAAACGAAAGGAACGAGAAAGAAAGCAGGAUCCAGCAGCUGCAGCAGCUUCUCCAGGACACCACGUCCUCGUCCUCGUCGUCCUCGUCCUCCGACUCGGAUAGCGGCGGCAAGAAGAGAAGGAAAAAGAAGGGCAAGAAGAAGAAAAAGAAGAAGAAAGGCAAGAAGAAGCGCAAGCACGAGUCGACCUCCGAGUCCGAUUGAGUGGCGGUCAGGAAAUGCGCCUUCGAGACUGGUGACGAGUCCCCUUCCGUCCAGGUGAAAACAAGAUGACGUUUUGUUUUUUGUUUGUUUUGGUAGCGCCGCCGUCUUUGGGUUCUGCGAAAACACUCUGUUGACUCCGAGCGCGUAGCGGAAACCGCGCGCGGCCGCGUUCUGAUGUCAACCCGCAAGACGCGACUGCGCGGCAUACUUGGGAUGGUUUGAGGUUUUUUUUGGGGGCGGGGGUGGGGGGUGUUUGCGCUGGAAAAGAGUCGAGUCGGCGGGUGAGGAAUGUACGCCGACGUUUGUCGCGUCCUGAGAAUAAAGACAAGUUCUCCCCCCCCAAGCGUGCUUGAAUUCCCGACUUGUAAAGAUGUGACAACUAAGUUCCUGUGGCUUGGUCCCACUUUUCAUAUUCUUCCGCCGGUCUGGAAUUUUGUGCUCACCAUCCCCCCGCCGCUUCUGAGGUUUCUUUCUCGCGUUCCGCUUUCAUUGAGGACGAAUAAUCUGGAUUGACGCUCAGUUGGAGGUCCCAACGCAGCCGAGGUCGUGGCCGAAGACGUUCGAGCCUGCAGCAGCUGAAGUGAAAAGUUACUACAGUAACGCCUCGGUUUUCGAACGUCCCCGUUUUCGAACAAAUGGGUUUUUGAAGGGAAAUUUAGAUUUUUUUUUUUUUGCUUCUGGUUUCGAACAAAAAUCAGUACGCCGACGCCCCCGACAAAACCCGGAAAUAACUUAUUGCGCCGCCAGACCAGCUGACCCACCCACGACCCAUUUUAUUAUUGUCUAUGUUCGAACGCACCCUGAAAAAAUACCCGGAAAUGACAUUACGCACGCGGUGCAACCAGCGCACUUUCGUUAUUGUGUAUAACGCAGCCAUUGUACACAGAUUUUUCUUCUUAUGGAGGACUACACUAUUAACCCCCAAUCAUGGCUCCAAAGAAGGAAAGUUCUUCUGCACUUAGCAUACUAAAGCAUACAUUUUAAGCAAAAAAUAAAUUCAAUUAUUUUAUGAUAAAAAGUAUUUAAACUAUACUGGGGCAUUUCUACUAUGCAGUUUAUUAUCAGGAAAAGCUAAAAACAAAUGCUUUAAAAAGCCCAAAUUUUCAGGCUGGGAACGCAUUAUUUCUUUUCCCAUUCAUUGUAAUGGGAAACAUCGAUUUGGUUUUCGGACAAAUCACUCCUCGAACUGUUUUCUGGAACGGAUUGUGGUCGAGAACCGAGGCAUCACUGUAUUGCGAAAUUAUUUGAAGAUUUGUUGCCAAAAUAUCACUUCACCAGUAAACUGAGAUGAGUGAGAUGAAAUCAAGCCGUCAUUUAAUUCUCUGUGUCAUCCUGCCAUUCAUUUUCUGACCCGCUUAUCCUCACAAGGGUCACGGGAGUGCCAGAUCCUAUCCCGGCUAUCUUCGGGCAGGAGGCGGGGUACACGCUGAACGUGGGGUCGGCCAAAUCGUACAGUUCUUUGUGGGAGAAGAGAGCCACACAGGCACGUGGAGGGAUUUGAACCCCGUUCCUCACAACUGCGAGGGAGACACUUUAACCAGUCGACCACAGUGCUGCCUCUAAAGUUUCACGUCAGGAAAAUUAAUUUGAGUAAUUGCACCUUUCAAAACGAUGGAAGCAGGCAGCUACUCGGGUCCUGCGGUGUUGGAUGUUAGAACUCGAGAAACCGAUACCGGGACAGGUUCUGAGUCUUGACUGUUAAUUUCCCAGAUGGAAUUCAGUUCUUGGAGCAACCCGGUAGCAAAGUUUAGUGGGUUUUUUUUUUUUUUUUUUUUUUUGUCCAAAUUGUGUCUUCGGUCCGAUCGAGUUGCUAAGAACAGACGAGUUUCAGAAACGGCAGGUAAAGAGUUUGAUGUGCAAGCGUUGUAGCGCUUCACGUGGCGGGGGGGGGGGACGCGUCCAGAUCCGAUUUUUUUUUUAUUUUAUUUUUUCCACGCGCUGGAACGGAUAAAGCCGGCGUCUUGUUCCCUCGCAGCUGCGUCGGGCGUCGCCGCUCGCCGCGCAGCUUUUGAAAAUUCAAAUGCGGCCCCGGAUAGAAGGAUUACUGUUGCGGGCUGCCGCCUCCCGUUCGGGGGGAAAAACAUUGCCGCCGUUUACGAGCGCCGAGCACGUCCGGGGGGGGGGACGCGCGUUAGCCUCGAUUAGCUUCGAUCAUCGUUACCGGAUCUUCAGCCUUUUAAAGUUUUAAACCUCUGCGCCGGCUAUCAACAUUUAGGAAAGUACACAAAUGUAGUAAAACCUCCAAGGGACGCCGGUGGAACCCAUUUGUUCGCUUCAACUGGACAAACGUGCAAAAUAAUUUAACUACACUCAUAAUGAUGCGAUCAAAUAAACGUGUAAUAUCAACGACAACCAUUAAAUGUACAUCAAACGUCGCAAAUCGACUCAAAAUUUUAGCUAGCUCGCUGUAUGAUCAUCGUGGGAAGGACAGAAUAGGGAGACGUGUGAAAGAUGGAAAAAUAAAUAUUUCUGAGAUUAUGACUUGAUCCCAACUUCACUAUCUGAAUCUGGUGGGGCACAUUCCCGCUUGCCCCGACACUGGGUUGAAUUUCGAUAAUUUUCUUUUAUUUCCAAAUACUGUACAGCACGCAUUUGCCUUCAAUGACACGCGCAUGUCUCGAUUUAUUAUUGUAGUCGUGAUUAAAUUGAAGAGUGCGACGGCGCAAAAUUUUAGCUCACUAGCUAGCUCACGCGUGCAUUGACGAUCCGAUUUUUACUAGUGAGCUCACACGUCGCUAGGCAGAAUUUACAAAUAGGCUCUGCUUGUUUACUAUUUUGUCUACGGCUUGAAGCAACGUGAGAAAAAAAAGACGCAUGCACAAAAGCAUAAAAAACGACUAUAAUUCUACACAUUUAUGCUCUCACUUGUUGCUAGCUAGAUUUUGUAAACCACCAUCCGCAAGAAAUGUCUCCCAUGCAUGAACGACUGUAUCAUCAGAAAUUUGGGGCAGAAGGUCUUGUUGCCCCACGAAGGAUGUAAAAAAAAAAAAAAAAAUAGAAAUAAAAAAUAAAAACUCAACAAACGACCUUUUUUUUUUUUUCCCUUAAAGCGCCACCUUCUGGAUGUGGUGGGGCAUUGCCUCACUUGCCCCUCCACAGAAUGCUUCUAUUCCAGUAUUCUGUACUUGAAUUACAUUUUUUUAAAAAAGUAAUUUACCAAAGAGAACAAACUCAAUCAUUGCGGGUUACGUGAGAAUCCCAGAAGGAAGCCGGAGCGCGUUCAAUGACGAUGAAUUAUUAAAAAUGUCUCCCCA